AUGUCUCAGAUUCAAAAAAUUGAAGCAAUGGAUGUUCUGAAAAGUUAUGUGGAAGAGAAUUUCGCCAACCCAUCAAUACCAUUGAAGAAUGAACGAAUGGCUUAUGAGCUUGGUGUUCUUGCUGAGGUUGGUGAAUUACUGUAUAAUUGUGCCUCUGCUACUUUGGCACAUGACGCUACCACUGUUGCUGGGAAACAUAUAGUUGAAAUUCACUUCUGCCUCUCUCCCAUGCAAGUUCCUGCAUUCAAAUUAGCAGUUGAAAACUUGAACAAAAUGCAACAAGAUCCUCAAAAUAUUUUUUCAGUUAAAUGUGAUGUAUUUGGAGGAAGCUUGGAAGAGGAUGAAGUUUUUCAGUCAUUGAUCACUUCAAGAUAUGAUAACAAGCUUCUAAUUUCCAUUUUCUCUUCUCUAGUUCAGUGUUUUCUGGACUCUAAAGUUUGGGCUAAAGCAAAUCACACUUUGGAAUGGCUGGAUUGCAAAGCACAGGAUGUACAGAAAGUCAUGAUACAGUUUGCGAUAAGGAAAAAUGAAAUGAGAAGAAAAAUUUGUCGAAACAUGGAACAAAGGGCAGAUGGCAGUAUCUUGCUGAGAUGCAAAGCAACAAAAAAGAAUGAAGAAAAAGCAAGGAAGAAUACAGAACAUGCUAUUCUUGAGUUGUUGGUCAAUAAUUGA
Messenger RNA from Helobdella robusta, 672 nucleotides. RefSeq lists its product as hypothetical. NCBI's taxonomy places the organism in Eukaryota, Metazoa, Annelida, Clitellata, Rhynchobdellida, Glossiphoniidae. The record is from RefSeq and is a predicted model, not a curated record. The transcript is spliced from 5 exons. Bases 1 to 672 code for a protein of 223 amino acids.